Molecule: messenger RNA, 5125 nt
Organism: Centropristis striata (black sea bass)
Lineage: Eukaryota; Metazoa; Chordata; Actinopteri; Perciformes; Serranidae
Gene: samd4a
Product: sterile alpha motif domain containing 4A
Exons: 13
Coding region: 647-2818 (723 amino acids)
Biological process (GO): regulation of mRNA stability; nuclear-transcribed mRNA poly(A) tail shortening; negative regulation of translation
Cellular component (GO): P-body
Molecular function (GO): mRNA binding; protein binding; translation repressor activity
Source: RefSeq, a predicted model, not a curated record
GACACACGUAAAGUUAGUCAAGAUGGCAAAUCCCACAGACCCGGAGUGAAGGGGCACCGCUCCCCGAAAAAAAGCUGAGCCCGUGCCGCCCGUCCUGAGUCAAACCCAACGAUGCAAACUGCGCCGGGAGGCUUAAGAGGGAUUCCCUGAAGAAAAAUGCCAGUGAGGCUGAAGCUGAUGUGACACAGCGUGUGCUGGAAGAAAGCUGACUCAUCAAAUAUCAAUCCCUCUGGGAGCGACUAAGCAGCAGAGAGCAGCUCAUAUCACCUAAUGCCUAGCUAGAAGAGAGAGCCUCAUACAAAACCCUCCAGACACACCAAGGGAGAUUAUCAUACAGGAGAAGACGGUGCAGAGACCCCCUCCAGCAGGAAUAUAUCCAGCACUAGCUGCAGGCGAAACAGAUUUUGGCACUGCAACGACUGCUGCCACAGCUGCCAACAAAGCUAAGAAUGGCAUCACAGUGCUUCAGCUGAACUUUACCAACUGACUGACCCCCUCCCCAGCGUAUAGACACAUCAACAAUCAGCUGAUAAGACCGCCGUCAACAGUUUUUACCCCAAAACAUCAGUGUAAAAUUUUGGGGGGAGAUCGCUCCUCUCAGCCCAGCCCAACACAGUCAGGCCGCCUUCACCCAGCCCCACAGACCAUGAUGUUUCGCGAUCAGGUGGGCGUGCUUGCCAGCUGGUUCAAGGGGUGGAAUGAGUGCGAGCAGACGGUGGCUCUGUUGUCCCUGCUGAAGAGGGUGAGCCGGACCCAGGCCCGCUUCCUGCAGCUCUGUCUGGAGCACUCCCUCGCCGAAUGCACCGAACUGCAGGUCCUGGAGGGAGAGGCCAACAACCCAGGGGUGAUCAGCCAGUGGCAAAGUGAAUCUAAGGAGCGGGUCAUCUCGCUCGUCCUCACUCAUCUCCCGCUGCUCAAACCGGGUAACGUUGAAGCCAAGGGCGAGUACAUGCGCCUGCUGCCACGCAUCCUGGCCCACACAAUCGAGCAUGGCCGUCACCUGGAGGAGUCUCGACAGCUCCUGUCCUACGCCCUCAUCCACCCAGCCACCUCCCUGGAAGACCGCUCCGCCCUGGCACUCUGGCUCAACCACCUGGAGGAGAGGGCUGCUGCCCGGGGAGACUCACUGGAAAGGCCUCCUCCUUCUGGGCCGCACCACCACCACCACCAGUCCACACCUCCAUCCACCCUCUCCUCAUCUGGAUCCUCCUCCUCCACAAGCACUUCUUCAUCAGGCAAUCUCUACUCCUUGCAUCACCACCAGCGCUACGGCUCUGACGACCGCCUCAACGGGUGGCAGAGCUCCAGGGAUUCAGGGUUGGGUGGAGGCUGGCAUCAGCAGCAGCAGGGCUGUGAGAACGGGCACCUCCUUCUCUACCCUUCAUCCUCUGUGCCAGCAACCAUCAACACGGUUGGAACUGGUGGAGGCGGAAACACUAUCCUGACGAGUGGAGGUGGCAGCCAACAGCACAGUCCCCUGAAGCGCUCCGUGUCCCUCACGCCUCCUAUGAGUGGCCCCAGCAACCAGCCUCUAGGCCAUGUCUGGCUCUCACAGGAGGACCUACGGACCACGAGGGGCCCAGCCCCAGAUCACGCACCUCUCUCACCCCAGAGCAGCAUCGCUUCCUCUGGCAGUGGAGGCAGUGAGCACCUAGAAGAGGCUGGUUUAGGAGGAGGUUCAGGUCUGCAUCGCAGCUCCUUCCAUGAUGAGGGCAGCGGCAUGAGGGAUGUUCCUGCAUGGCUGAAGAGUCUCCGUCUCCACAAGUACGCCGCUCUCUUCUCCACAAUGACCUACGAUGAGAUGAUGUCACUGACUGAGGAGCAGCUAGAAGCACAGAAGGUCACUAAAGGAGCAAGGCACAAGAUUGUUAUCAGCAUCAUGAAACUCAAAGACAGGCAGAACUUACUGCGCAGCUUGGAAAAGGACGUGUUGGAGGAUGUGAACCUGCGCGCCCCGCUUUCAGAGCUCCACCAGAUGAUCAUGACGCCUAUUAAGGCUUUCAUCGGCGGAGAGGAGGCCUCCCCGCAUCGCCCCUUGCUGAGCCCCGAGGGUAAGAGCGCAGCGCCCGGCUCCCACCUGAGUGGGGUGGGCGGAGGGGAGGCUGAGUCGGGCACAAGCUCCAUCGCAGACGGGGAUCUACCAGGCCAGUUCACUCGUGUCAUGGGCAAAGUUUGCACCCAGCUACUGGUGUCGAGGUCAGACGAGGACAACAUCAGCUCUUACCUACAACUCAUCGACAAGUGCCUUAUCCAUGAGUCCUUCACUGAGACACAGAAGAAGAGGCUGUUGUCAUGGAAACAACAGGUCCAGAGGCUGUUCCGGUCCAUUCCAAGGAAAACCCUCCUCGACAUCGCAGGGUACCGACCGCAGAGGAGCCGUUUUGGCCAGUCCAACUCUCUCCCAACCGCUAGCUGUGUUGGGGGCAGCGUGUCGGCCAGGAGGAGCCUCCGCCAGUUCCAGAUGCCCUCCAGGAGCUUGCCGGGUGCCAGGCUGGGCCUGCUGGGCAGCGGAGGGCUGCUGGGACCCACGCCUCGCAGCUCCAGCAGCACGCCCACCGGCCCCAAGCAAGGGAGACAGGGUCUCUGGUUUGCGAACCCCGGAGGAAGCAACAGCAUGCCCAGCCGGACUCACAGCUCCGUGCAGAGGACCCGCUCCCUGCCGGUUCACACCACGCCACAGAACAUGGUCAUGUUCCAACAAGCAGAUCUUCAGUUACCAGUGACGGAGCCAGACAUCAACAAUCGCCUUGAGUCUCUCUGUCUGAGUAUGACCGAGCACGCCCUGGGAGACGGUGCAGACCGCACAUCAACAAUAUGAGACGAGGACCUGAGUGAGAGCAGUCAGGACAGCGCAGGUUCACGAGGCCCUCUCACGAUACGUCACCUCGAGGUCACCAGCCCUCCUGUCCCCUGUCCCUGUAGCCAAUGGUAGAGCUCAACCAAAGGAUCGGGCGGGAUCCAAGAAACACACGAGAGCCGAUCAUCACAACGGCCAACACAAGCUAUCACAUUGGCGCCGUCCAUCGGGUCGGAAAAAAAACACCACACUUCCUGCUCCGCCAGCAUGCUCACGGUCACCUGCGUCUGGGCGAGGAGAGAGAACAGCAUUGAACUCGCCUGGACAGUGUGUGAACAGCACCCCCUCUCCACAGGGAGGCCAGGAGCAGCACUGCAGCCCAGCAGAAGGGAGGCGCUGGCCUGUGGAUCAGGGCCCAGUGAGACUGAGGCCCUUUCCCUCUCCGAUACCCUCCGGUCCCCGCACAUCGACCACAGCUCGUGGAAUUGUUCAAAACCCAUCACAGUACCUCAGACCCAGAACACAAGACGAGACAAGCGGAGCGUGAAAGACGCAGGAGGAAGCUCCUCGACUCUUUCUCGUAGAGCUCGGAAGGCCCUCUUGCUCAGUAUUGGGUGGCAAAAAAAAAAAAAAUCAUUUAUUUGUAUUGUAUGUAUUUAUUGUUUACAUAAUGAUGCUACUUUCAAAGGGUACAGAAACAUAUACGUAUGAAUUUCAGGUAUGAAUUGUGUAAUAUUCUGUAAAGCCUUGGCUGUCUACCAGCUUUACGUCCCACGAGUAGCCAUCACGCUAGUUUACAACCAACGUGCUUAUUCUUUACUUAGCAGCCGACAGCAGAGACAUGUCGGCUCAACAAGACAGAGAGAGUAAGGAAGAGAGAGUGAAGGAGGUAGAGAAGAUGUGAGAAGAGGGAUAAGAGGAAGAAGCGUAGAAAGACACAGGAAGUCGAAGAAGAAAGAGUGAAGCCGAGGUGAUAUUGGAAAGGGAAGCGGAUGUUUAAAAGGAGGAAGACAUCAGAGGCAGGACCUUUGAUCGGCCGAAGAUGACAAAAGGAAGAUCAUGUUGUGAGUCUGUGCAGGAGGAAGUGAGUCUGGCACCGGUCAGUUACAUAUUGUUUAUCACACACAGCAUGUACUGUAUGAAUUCAGAGCUUUUUAUAGGCACGAUACAUUGAAAAUGUAGGGUUUUUCUUUUUAUAAAAUGGGAGAUUAAUGUCGUCAGUGGGAUCUGUCUGCAUGUUCAGAUACUGUUUUUUGUUGUUGUUGUGUCUAGUCAAAGCAGGGUGAUAUGCUUAAGCUGCAUGUUUCAACUAAACAUCUUUCUCAGAGGAACAUUGUGAAAGAUGACAGGAGGUUGAUUUGGUUGCGACUUUGGAGAAAUCACACACUGUCAAUCCAUGAAGGGUCGUUUUUUUUCCCAGAGAUUCUCAUUAGUGCUUACCUCCACCUGCUGGCCAAACAGAGUCGUGGCAGGGCAGACGAUAGAGUCCAUGCACAGAGCGGGGAAGAGUAUUAUUAGGGGCAGAGCUGCAGGGACCCCUCAAAGAUUUACCCGUGUGUCACAUGUUCUCCUGUCUGCUCCGUCAGCGCAGGCCUUCAAUGAAUUUAUUUUCUCUUUUUUAAAAUCCUAAAUGUCAUGGUUAUUCUGUGUCUUAAUAUUUAUCCUCCGUUUAUUGUGUCUGGACUUUAUAAGAAUAGGUUUAUAUUAAGAUAAGCUUCCCCUGAGUGCUGCUUUCACCCGAGCGCUGAGAGUCCGGACCCCCUGAAUUUGUCGCCAUCGAGGGUUGUUGAUAUAUUAUUGUUUAGUUUCUUUCAUUAGUCUGUUGCAAUUCUUAUAGUACUUCCUUUAUAUCCUGCACUUGAUAUGAUAAUGUGACACUAAAAAUCCAAAUGUUGGGAGUCUGAUCAAGCAGAGCAGAUUGAAGAGAUGAGGUAGAAACAUAACAGGUGGCGAUGUUGAAUCCUGCAGCAGAAACGGAAAAUGAAAUGAUUUCUGUUUGUCUGACUGGAAGUCAGAGUGGAAAAUACUUCUCAUGUCAGUUUCACAAAGUUUAAGGACCACACCAGUGUUUGUGCAUGUUUCAGUCCUUCUACUACCAUUUUUAUUUUAUCUUUUAAUGUUUUUUUCCAACCUUGCAGCAAGUUUCAAUUUAUUUUAUUGUGGUAUUAAAUUAAGCUUAACCAAGUAGUUUGCAGCUUCAUUCAUCAUGUAGACAACAUUUAAAUGCUGUAUAGUUGGUUUUUUUGCAUGUCCAUUAAUUCUGUUCAAACAUGGUAUUCCCAAAAAUUAGGCUACACUAAUAUUAUUAAUAUUAAACUAUUUGUAGAA